CAUAAUUGUUUUAAUCAUCCGUAAAUUAAUCUUAACCUGUUUUAUGAUUUUAGAUUAUAUUGUUGAAUCGUUACUAAAUGUUUUACUAUUUUAAUACGACAACUGAACGAACGUCCGGUUCCGUUGGAUUGGUCUAUAGAAUAAACGUAUAAAUGUGAAAACGACCACGGAGACGGAUUCAUUCGUUGAGUAGUCGACAACCGAAAAGCACUCGAAGGUGAUAAGUAUCGGCAAUUGACGUAAUCAUUCUAAAAACGGAUUGAUGAUCGAUGUUGUGGAGCGAGUGAUUAAAUAAACGAGUGCAAGGAAUAUUGUUGUUUGAACUUUUGGUCAUCCCCAAAAGUUCAGAAGUGGGAUUACGACAAGGAUAAAUAAAACUUCCUUCCGCGCCUACAUAAACAAACAUGGAGGGGACCGGUGCCCAACAUGGAACUAGUAAUGACGCCCGAGGACGAGGGCCGGAUGAUGAUGCCCGAGGACGAGGGCCGGAUGAUGAUGCCCGAGGACGAGGGCCAGAUGAUGAUGCCCGAGGACGAGGGCCGGAUGAUGAUGCCCGAGGACGAGGGCCGGAUGAUGAUGCCCAAGGACCAGGGCCGGAUAAUGACGCCCAAGGACGAGGGCAGGAUGAUGAUACCCAAGGAUUGUGGCCACGACGUGAACGAGUUACGCGGAGGACGAUGAGACGAAGCCGGAA
Molecule: messenger RNA, 694 nt
Organism: Papilio xuthus (Asian swallowtail)
Lineage: Eukaryota; Metazoa; Arthropoda; Insecta; Lepidoptera; Papilionidae
Product: antho-RFamide neuropeptides-like
Exons: 3
Coding region: 427-681 (84 amino acids)
Source: RefSeq, a predicted model, not a curated record